GAGUUAUUUGCGGGGCAUUGGGAUUUCACAGAUAUUAUAUAAUAACCAAUCCUCAAGACGCAUUGACCGCGGCGAACAGUUGCCUUCAAAAACAUUUUGGUUACAAAUGGGGGAAGCGAUGGCUGGGAAACUCUUUGAUUAUGUCUACAGGUGAAAUUUGGAAAAAUCAACGUAGAAUGAUUGCACCAGCAUUCAGUUUGCCAAUAUUGCAUGGAUACCUUGGAGUGUUUAAUACUAAAGCAAGAGAAUUGGUAGAAAUAGUAUCAACUCAGACUGAACCCACCUUUAACAUUUUACCAUAUAUUAAAGAUGUUAUUUUUAAAAUACUUUCUAAGACAGUGUUUGGAGUUGACGAACUGGAUGAUAAAAAUUUUAUAAAACAAUACAUGAACGCUACAGACACAAUUUUAAAAAACUUUGUUGAUAGAUUUAACAAUCCAUUAUUAUACAGUGAUUUCAUGUACCAAUUAUUAGGAUAUAAAAAGAUAGAAGACGAAAUCAUCAGAAUUUCAAGUAACAUGAGUGAUACUAUAAUUAAUGCGAAACGUGCUGCUUUAAAGGCUUCUAAGUCUACAAUUUAUUCCAUGAAUUCCAAAGGUGCAAAAUAUAAAUCACUUCUAGAAUUACUACUAGAACUUUCAGAGAAAAACAUGUUGACAAAUAAAGAGAUAAAAGACGAGGUAAACACCUUCGUAGUAGCAGGAUACGAUACGUGCUCCAUAGUUUUAACUUACACACUUAUGUGUUUAGGAACCUAUCCAGAGGUCCAGGAACGAGUGCAUGAAGAAAUACAAACCAUCUUUGGAGAUACGGACCGAGAUGUUGAGAAGGAGGACUUGUCACAUUUGCUAUAUACAGAGGCUGUUAUAAAAGAGACUCUGAGACUGUAUCCACCCGGUCCUUUUUUAUUGAGAUACUGCGAUAAAGUAGUUCAGCUAAAAAAUUACAAAAUGCCAGCUGACACACAAUUAAUUCUCAAUAUGUAUGGUAUGAAUCGAGACCCUGUGUGGGGACCGGACGCGGAACAUUUCCGACCGGAUCGAUGGUUGGACCUUAAGCUAGAACAAAGUAACGCCUUCGGAUCCUUCAGCAUCGGAAAACGGAUAUGUCCAGGUGAAUGAGUGUCAUA
This is a messenger RNA of Manduca sexta (tobacco hornworm), 1129 nucleotides long. Its product is annotated as cytochrome P450 4c21-like. The transcript is spliced from 8 exons. Lineage: Eukaryota; Metazoa; Arthropoda; Insecta; Lepidoptera; Sphingidae. Gene Ontology annotation, molecular function: oxidoreductase activity, acting on paired donors, with incorporation or reduction of molecular oxygen; iron ion binding; monooxygenase activity. The coding region runs from base 141 to 1121 and encodes 326 amino acids. The record is from RefSeq and is a predicted model, not a curated record.